CACCAUUUCGCCAAAUGGAACUGUUGUCAACAUCGGAUUGAUAUCGAAUAAACUAACAAACAUUAUAUUGUGCAGAUGUCAAAACAAGCCAUUUGAUAGAUGUCAACAUUUUGCCAGUAUAAUGACAAAGGAGAGCAGUGAAAGUAACAAGUACAGAUACAGGAACUAUGACAACACAACAUUGAUACAUCUUUUACUAUUUAAGUAUUACUAUUGAGAAUGGUAAUGCUGUGAACCACCGAAUAAAGCAUGCAUUAGAUACUUUAAAAGUCAUGGUUGUAGCUAUACUAGUAGUAGAAGAUAUCUGAAGAUAUGUGUGGAUGAACAUGCAGGAGAGAAAAGACAUAUUGUUGAAAGUUCAGGAGAGAAGAGACAUACUAUGGAUGAAGUUAAUGGAGUGAAGAGACAUAUUGAUGAACAAACAGGAGAGAAAAGAGAUUCUGCUGCAAGUUUAGGAGAGAAUAGACAUGUUCCUGAAAAUUCAGGAGAGAAGAGAAAUAUGGCUGAAAUUACAAGUGAGAAGAAACAUAUGAAUGAAGAAACAGGAGAGAAGAGCUGUAUUGCUGAUAAUACUGGGGAGAUGACACAUAUGGUUGAAAAUACAGUAGAGAAGAGACAUAUGGCUGAAAAUACAGGAGAAAUAACACAUAUGCUUGAACAUACAGUAGAGAAAAGAUUUAAAUGUAGUUUUUGUGAUUAUGCAUGCCGUACCAGUAGUAAUUUGAAGAGGCAUAUUGGAAUACAUAAUGGGGAGAAACCCUUCAAAUGUGAUGAAUGUGAUUAUGCAUGUAACUUACGCGGUAAUCUAAAGGAACACAAAAGAAGACAUACAGGAGAGAAACGUUUUAAAUGUGAUUUUUGUGAUUAUGCAUGUAAAAGAAGCAGUUCUAUGAAGGUGCACAAAACAAAACAUACAGGAGAGAAACUCUUCAAAUGUGAUGUUUGUGAUUAUGGAUGUAAUGUACGCAGUUCUUUGCAGAUACACAGAAGAAAACAUACAGAAGAGAGACAUAUGGCUGAACAUACAGGAGAGAUGACAAAUAUGGUUGAACAUACAGGAGAGAUGACACAUAUGGUUGAACAUACAGGAGAGAUGACAAAUAUGGUUGAACGUACAGGAGAGAUGAAAAAUAUGGUCGAACAUACAGGAGAGAUGACAAAUAUUGUUGAACGUACAGGAGAGAUGAAAAAUAUGGUUGAACAGACAAGAGAGAUGACUCAUAUGGUUAAACAUACACAAGAGAUGACAAAUAUGGUUGAACAGACAGGAGAGAUGACAAAUAUGGCUGAACCUAGGGUAGAGAUGAGUUAUAUUGCUGAACAUACAGGAGAGAAGAGACAUAUGGUUGAACAUACAGGAGAGAUGAGUCAUAUAGAUGAAUAUACAGUAGAGAUGAGCCAUAUGGCUGAAACUACAGGAGACAUUACACAUAUGGUUGAAAAGAUAGGAGAGAUGAGCCAUAAGGCUGAACCAACAGGAGAGAUGAGCCAUGUGAUUAAACCUACAGAGGAGAUGAGCAAUAUGGUUGAACCUACAGGAGAAAUGAGCCAUAUGGUUAAACACACAGGAGAGAAACGCUUUAAAUGUAAUUAUUGUAAUUAUGCAUGCAAUAGCAAUAGUCAUUUGAAGAGGCAUAUUAGAAUACAUACAGGAGAGAAACCCUUCAAAUGUGAUGAAUGUGAUUAUACAUGUAGAUUACACUUUUAUCUAAAGGAACACAAAAGAAGACAUACAGGAGAGAAACGUUUUAUAUGUGGCGAAUGUGAUUAUGCAUGUAAUAGUAGCAGUUCUAUGAAGGUACACAAAUUAAAACAUACAGGAGAGAAACUUUUUAAAUGUGAUGUUUGUGAUUAUGCAUGUAAUGUGCACAGUUCUAUGAAGGUGCACAAAAGAAGACAUACAGGAGAAAAGAGACAUAUGGAUGUAAUUACUGGAGAGAUGAGUCAUAUAGAUGAACAUUCAGGAGAGAAAUGCUUUAAAUGUGAUUUUUGUGAUUAUGCAUACCAUACCAGUAGUAAUUUGAAGAGGCAUGUUAGAAUACAUACAGGAGAGAAACCCUUCAAAUGUGACGAAUGUGAUUAUGUAUGUAAUGUACGCAGUUAUCUUAAGGUACACAAAAGAAGACAUAGAAAAGAGAAACGUUUUAAAUGUGAUGUUUGUGAUUAUGCAUGUAAUGUAUGGAGUUCUAUGUUGUUACACAAAGCAAAACAUACAGGAGAGAAAGCCUUUAAAUGUGAUGUUUGUGAUUAUGCGUGUAAUAUAAGUAAUUAUUUGAUGACACAUAUGAGAAUACAUACAGGAGAGAAGCCCUUUAAAUGUGAUAUUUGUGAUUAUUCCUCUAGCGCAGGCAGUUCUCUGAAGAUGCAUUAUGCAAGAAAACAUACAGAACAGAAACCACUUAAGUGUGACGUUUGUGACUAUGUAUGUGGUCAGAAAGGAGAAAUGAGGAAACAUAUGAGAAUACAUGGAGAAAAGAACUGCUUUAAAUGUGAUGUUUGUGAGUAUGUAUGCUAUAGAAGUGGUCUUCUGAAGAUUCAUAUGAGAAUCCAUACAGGAGAGAAACCCUUUAAAUGUGGUUUUUGUGAAUAUACUUCUUAUAGGAGCGAUAGUUUAAAGGCACAUAUGAGAACACACACAGGGGAGAAGCAAUUUAAAUGUGAUUUUUGCGAGAGUGGAUUUACCCGUAACUCUCUUCUACAGAAACAUUUGAGUGUUCAUUCAGGAGAUAACCCCUUUAGAUGUGAUGUUUGUGAUUCUGCAUUUAGUAACAGCGACGAUUUGAAGACUCAUGUUCAAAUACAUGUAGGAGAGAAACCUUUUAAAUGUGAAGUUUGCAACUGUGCAUUCAGUAAAAGUUUUUAUCUAAAGAGACAUAUGAGAAUACAUACAAGAGAAAACCCCAUUAAAUGUGAUAUUUGUGAGCGUGAAUUUAAGUACAGUGGUGCCCUAAAGCAACAUGCUAAGGUGCAUACAAGAGAGAAACCUUUUAAAUGUAAUGUUUGCAAUUAUGCAUGUAGUCAGUAUUAUAAUUUAAAGACACAUAUGAGGAUACACACAGGAGAGAAACCCUUUAAAUGUAUCUUUUGUAAAUAUGCAUGUAAUACAAGCAGUUCUUUGAAGAUGCAUUUGAGGGUACAUACAGGAGAGAGACCUGUCAAAUGUGAUGUUUGUGAUUAUGCGUGUACUCAGAAGGGAGACUUGAAGAAACAUAUGAAAACGCAUGCAGAAAAGAAAUGCAAUAUUUGCAACUAUACAUGUUUUCGAAAGGGAGACCUAACGACACAUAUGAGAAUACAUAAAGGAGAGAAACCUUUAGAAUGUCUGCAGCAAAUGAAAGUAGAGAUGAAAGUGGAGAUAUGAAGAGGGAUGUUAUGAUGAAUACUGGAGUCUUGAAAAUCACUUUCAGUUGGAUAUUUAUGCUUUUGUAUGUAACAGAAACCACCAUCUUGAGAGAUUGACAAACUGCAAUGUAAAACAAUUCAAAAUGUGUUAUAUAAGUUUUUACUAUAGAUAUAAAAUUCUCACUUGUUAAUACACCCAAGGUAGACAUUGGUUUCACACCAUCUCAAAAAAAAAAUGUUUACAUAUUUGUACAAUUGUAAUUUGAAAUCGAUUAGUAUUGAAUAAAUGUUAUCUUGAAGCACUUG
Molecule: messenger RNA, 3648 nt
Organism: Mercenaria mercenaria
Lineage: Eukaryota; Metazoa; Mollusca; Bivalvia; Venerida; Veneridae
Product: zinc finger protein 665-like
Exons: 2
Coding region: 380-3361 (993 amino acids)
Biological process (GO): regulation of transcription by RNA polymerase II
Molecular function (GO): DNA-binding transcription factor activity; RNA polymerase II cis-regulatory region sequence-specific DNA binding
Source: RefSeq, a predicted model, not a curated record